Molecule: messenger RNA, 3354 nt
Organism: Lathyrus sativus (Indian pea)
Lineage: Eukaryota; Viridiplantae; Streptophyta; Magnoliopsida; Fabales; Fabaceae
Source: the annotation of a GenBank genome assembly
AUGAACAUGAAGCAAAAGAGCAACAACAACAACAACAACAACAACCCAGAUACUGGUUUCUUUGGAAGCAUCUCUUCCACUUCCAUCAAAAAGCUUCUUCCUCUUUCUUCCUUCCGCAAACCCAAUUCUUCAAACCCUAAAUCUAAUCUUGAAAACAUUCCUCCAGUCCACUCAAACAUACCCAUCACACAUCAUCAAACUCAACCAAACCCUAAAAUCCAAUUUUCUCAUAACAACCCACAUGUCAAGGUUGUGGUGAGAAUUAGACCUGAUGUAAAAGAGGGGGAUUGUAUAGCUAACAAGGUUUCUUCUGAUGCCUUGUGUGUUGGGGAUAGACUUCUCAAAUUUGAUGAAGUUUUUGAUGCUAACUCUAAUCAGGAAGAUAUUUUUCAGUCGGUGGGUGUUCCUUUGGUUCGAAAUGCUUUAGCUGGUUACAACACUUCGGUUUUGUCAUAUGGCCAGUCUGGAAGCGGAAAGACUUAUACAUUGUGGGGUCCACCGAGCUCCAUGGCUGAGGAUCCCUCGUGUCGUAGCCCUCAGGGAAUUGUUCCUCGGAUCUUCCAAAUGUUAUUUUCUGAGCUUGAAAGAGAGAGACUUGUGUCUGACCAGAAACAAUUCAGCUAUAAAUGCCGUUGUUCUUUUCUUGAGAUAUACGACGAUCAAAUUGGGAAUUUACUCAAUCCAAACCAGAAGAACCUUGAGAUGAAAGAUGACUCCAAAAAUGGACUAUAUUUUGAGAAUCUGAUUGAGGAAUAUGUCACAUGCUAUGAUGAUGUGGUUCAAAUUCUGAUCAAGGGCUUGUCAAGCAGAAAAAUCGGAGCAACAAGCAUAAAUUCUAAUAGCUCGAGAUCACAUAUCAUUUUUACUUUUGUAAUUGAGUCUUUGUGUAAGGGGAUCGCAAAGGGUUUCAGUAGUUUAAAAGCUAGCCGAAUCAGCCUUAUUGAUCUUGCUGGACUGGAUAGGGAUAGAGUUGACAGUGGAAGCAGCCAAUAUCAAUGGGAAAACGUAUAUGUAGAGAAAUCAUUAUCUCAGCUUGGGCAUUUUGUGGAUGCUCUUACUGACAAAUCUCAGCCAGGAGAAAAUGAAGACAUUCCACGCAGUAACACUUGUUUAACUCGGUUGCUACAAGAAUCACUUGGUGGAAAUGCCAAACUCUCAGUAAUAUGUUCAAUCUCCCUUGAUAGCAAGAGCAUUGAUGAAACACUCUGCACACUCAGAUUUGGGGCGCAAGUAAGAUCCCUUAGAAACAAGCCGAUUAUUAAUAUAAUAAAGGAGGCCGAUGAUUUGAGUGGUAAAAUCCGGCUCUUGAAGGAAGAACUUAUUAGAGCAAAGGCCGAUGAUGUCCAUAGCUCAGCUGUGAGUAAAAAUAAUGGAUGCUUCCAAGGACAGAAUGCACGAGAAAGUCUUAAUCAGUUGAGAGUCAGCUUAAACCGUUCUCUACUCCUGUCCAACUUAGAUAGUAAUACUGAUGAAGCUGCAAAUAUCAACGAGGAUGACAUAAGGCAAUUACACCAGCAAAUUGAUGAAUUAGACAGUUCAUGUGAAUGGAAUACAAAAGACUUGUCUAUUGCCGAAGAUGGUGUUCAGUUUUAUUCUUUUGAUGAAUAUUAUGAUGCAGACACAGCCAUAGGCGAUAAAAAUUCUGUUGGCAAUAACAUUUCAGCCAUUUCAUUCAGCAAAUCUCCAAUACUUGAAGAACCACCACUGUCCGAGUCUCCGAAAUUCAGCAACACCAAAAGGAAAAGUGUAGCUAUAUCGUCGAGUUAUCUAGGAAGUAGGAAUACUGUUGAAGAGAGUUCAGCAUUUGGGGAUGAUGUUUUAGGAAAGUCAUUGAAACAGGGUGAGCAUAAGAAAGCCUCGUCGCAGUCGAACAAAGCUGAUUUCUUGGCAGAAAGCCUCCAGAGGGGAUUGCAGAUAAUUGACUAUCACCAACAGAACUCGACAUUGAACAAAUCUUCAAGUUCCUUCUCCUUUGACCACUUAACUUUGACACCAUGUCCAGAGAUUGAUAAGGUUCAACCUUAUGAUCAAACAAUACGACAGAAAGUUUCCAAUGAUGAAGUUACUUCCACAUUCCUUUGUGCGUCUUGUAGUACAGAUUUGACAGAUAAAGUUCCAAUUCCAAAAAAUUUGGAAAAUGUAAUAGCAAAAGGCAACAUGAGAGAGAAGGAGCUUGAGAAUGUUUGUAAGGAGCAAGCAGCUAGAAUUGAACAACUAAAUCAAUUGGUGGAUAAGUUGAAAGGAGAGAAAAAUCUGAAUUCCACUUCUAUGCCUGGUCAGUGUGACGAGUAUAAUUCCAUGAAGGAUGAAAACAAGCUUCUAUGGGGCACUUCCUCAAAUGGUCAUUCACUGUAUAGUAGUAUAGAGGAGAAAUGCGAAACUAAAGUCCAAGAAGAGUUAGCCCAGAGAGACAUCUUUUUUGAUUCAACUGAGAAGGAAUCACUUCUUCAAGAAAUUCAGAGUCUAAGAAGAAAGCUGCAAUUAUGCAACAACGCGCCAGUCAAAAUGUCUACAGACAAACUUAGAUCUUCUUUAAUGUCAAGAUCCAUCCAACUACAAAAAAGUGGCGUAUUUUCUCAAGAUAAUAGGAACGAGGAGCUGGAAAACGAAAGACAGAGAUGGACAGAAAUGGAAAGUGAUUGGAUUUGUCUUACUGAUGAACUUAGAGCUGAUCUUGAGUCGUAUCGCCAGCAUGCAGAGAAAUUGGAAUCUGAACUGAAUUUGGAGAAGAAAGGAAGAGAAGAGAUGGACGAUGCACUAAAAAGAGCUGUUAACGGGCAUGGUAGAAUGGUAGAACACUAUACCGAUCUACAAGAAAAAUAUGAUGACUUGGCUUCUAAGCAUGAUGCUAUGAAGGAAGGGAUAUCCGAAUUGAAGAAGGCAGUGGCAAAAGCCUCGAAAAAAGGUCAAGCACGAUUUGCCAAAUCUCUUUCUGCCGAGCUUUCUGCAUUGAGGAUGGAGAGGGAAAGGGAGUCGAAGUUAUUGAAAAAGGAGAACCAGUGUUUGAAAAUUCAACUUCGUGACACUGCCGAAGCUGUUCAGGCUGCUGGGGAACUACUCGUUAGACUAAGAGAAGCUGAACAAGCAGCAUAUGUUGCCGAGGAAAAUUUUGCAAAUGUGCGACGAGAUAACGAAGAGUUAAAAAGGGAAGUGGAGAAGCUGAAUAGAAAACAUAAGACAGAGAUUAAUACCAUUAAGCAGUAUAUUACAGAGAGCAAAUUGCCAGAGUCUGCAUUGAAGCCACUGUAUCAAGAGAAUUCUGAUACAAUACACAAUAAUACAACUUCUUCCUAUGCUUAUGAUGAUCAAGCAUGGAAAUCGGAGUUCGGAGCAAUAUAUCGGGAGCAUUACUAA